UCGAGAUGACUCAGGAGACAAACCAGACCCCAGGACCCAUGCUGUGUAGUACAGGAUGUGGAUUUUAUGGAAAUCCUAGGACAAAUGGGAUGUGUUCUGUUUGCUACAAAGAGCAUCUUCAGCGUCAGCAGAAUAGUGGCAGAAUCAGCCCAAUGGGAACAGCCAGUGGUUCAAACAGUCCUACCUCAGACUCUGCAUCUGUACAGAGAGCAGACAGUAGCUUAAACAACUGUGAAGGUGCUGCUGGCAGCACAUCUGAAAAAUCAAGAAAUGUGCCUGUUGCCGCUUUGCCUGUAACGCAGCAAAUGACAGAAAUGAGCAUUUCAAGAGAGGAAAAACUACCACCGAAAACAGAGACCGAGCCAGUUGUUACUCAACCAAGCCCAUCAGUUUCUCAGCCUAGUACUUCGCAGAGUGAAGAGAGAGCUCCUGAACUACCCAAACCAAAGAAGAACAGAUGUUUCAUGUGCAGAAAGAAGGUUGGCCUUACAGGAUUUGACUGCCGAUGUGGAAACUUGUUUUGUGGACUUCACCGUUAUUCUGACAAGCAUAACUGCCCAUAUGAUUACAAAGCAGAAGCUGCAGCAAAAAUCAGGAAAGAGAAUCCAGUUGUGGUGGCUGAAAAAAUCCAGAGAAUAUAAGUUAACCUGCUCAUUAAAAGACUGACUGACUUUGUUUUGUUUUUGAUAUAUCCUAGGAAAACAUAAAAGAGCAGGUGCAUGGCCAUUUUCCUUUGUUCUCCAAAGUUUUACUUUUAGUCUUGUCUGUUUUAAUGAUAUUUAAGAAUGUUUGAGUGUCUGUUACAGGCAAAAUUGGAUAGAUACAGCCCUUGAAAAUAUGCAUGCCCUCAUCAGAAUGUAAUUGGAUGAUCAGAAACUUCCACAGGAAUACACACAGAGAGGACAGACUCUCUAGUUCACAUGCCAAACAGAUGUAUGCUGUCUGCAUGGUUGCAACAGAUCUGCCUUGUGAGAUGUGUUUGAGGUAUAUAAUCUCUGGCUAGUGUCGUGCCUGUUUUGGAGAAG
Chaetura pelagica (chimney swift) is the source of this 1025-nucleotide messenger RNA. RefSeq names its product zinc finger, AN1-type domain 5 (gene ZFAND5). The record is from RefSeq and is a predicted model, not a curated record. NCBI's taxonomy places the organism in Eukaryota, Metazoa, Chordata, Aves, Apodiformes, Apodidae. Bases 6 to 641 code for a protein of 211 amino acids. The transcript is spliced from 5 exons. Gene Ontology annotation, molecular function: DNA binding; zinc ion binding.